This is a messenger RNA of Anopheles coustani, 2223 nucleotides long. RefSeq lists its product as uncharacterized. Lineage: Eukaryota; Metazoa; Arthropoda; Insecta; Diptera; Culicidae. Gene Ontology annotation, biological process: cGMP biosynthetic process; intracellular signal transduction; receptor guanylyl cyclase signaling pathway. The transcript has 7 exons. Gene Ontology annotation, molecular function: guanylate cyclase activity; peptide receptor activity. Bases 1 to 2223 code for a protein of 740 amino acids. The record is from RefSeq and is a predicted model, not a curated record.
AUGAUUCACGUGUGCAACUCGACACUGCCGACCGCACGGACGAAGCCAACCGACGACCGUUGUUCGGAGUGGGAAAUCUUGCGCCCUCAUUCCGGAGCCGGCUGCACACCGACAAACCCAUUAACCAUUGUCUGGUCAAAGCUGGAGCGUACGCAAGUGACGGUCCAUCCGCCACCGGACGAUCCCGUUCCGGCGCAAGGACAGUUCGUUGCCGGCGGCCGGAGAGCGCCAGCACCAGGGACCGGAGGAAGAACGCCCAUCCAGCGCAAAUGUCCCUUCGUGCAGGACCGUCUCGCCGUGGGUGCGCCGGGUGGCCCCGGCGAGCUGUCCCGGAUGAGGGACCUAUCGCUCAAAUCAUCCCCAUCGAUUGCGACCUCCACCUCGCGCCAAUCGACGUCCUGCUCGGAUGUGGCCCUCGAGCGCGAGGUGACGAUGUACGGCUGUUUCAAAUUCAACCCCAGCUCAAGAAAUGCUCGCCGGCUGUUCAUGACGCACAUGUUGAUAGUACUACUAAUACCAAUAGCAUCGGUCGUAAUUCAAAACAUGAUACUCCUCCAACAACAUGUGCAAUCGUACAGCGAAACCAAACUUGCCCAAGAAGAAAUGGGCUUGACGAUUAACAUUACGAGGCUGCUAAACGUGAUUCAACACGAGCGCAUGAGCCUGGUGUUUUACAUGCUGACCGGGAAAAAUCGAUCACAGGUGGAGCUGUCCAUCGUCAACACUGACGAUGCCCUUGACCACCUAAGCGACGAUCUCAAUUAUCUUCUGCAAGCGGGCGCGACCAACCAAACGCUGAUACUGGCCAUGAGCAAAGCAAGGAAAGUUAUGCUUGGAACCACCAGCCCGGAGAACGAAACAUUCACUGGGCUGGAGUACUUCGAGCCGUAUAACGCCCUCAAUCGGUACGUUAUACACCAGAUUGUCCGCAGCGCCGGUACAUCCAUCAGCUCCACGGUGUGGCGCCAGUUUGUGGUGUACAAAAACCUAAUAGAGGCCAUCGAGAAUAUCAAUAUUGCAGCGAUUCUCGUGCUGCAGUUCAUCCGCGACGGCUUCCUCGAUCUGACCGAUUUUGCUCAAUUUAUCCGCCGCGAUGCGGCCGCCCUGGACUACAUCGCUUCGGCUCAGAACUUUAUGACCUCCCUCAACAUCAUGUCGCGCUCGGAGUUCAAAGUAAUGCAGUACUGGCGUGGUCAGGUACUCAUCAACUCAUCAACCGCCGAUCGAAAGGACGCGCUGGUGGAAUACUACCAAUCUGUGACGACAAUCCUCGGCAACCUGCAAAUGGUACAGGAUCGCAUCCAGGCGAAUGUCCAGGACACGAUCCUCGAGGAGAUAUACAGUGCAAGCAAGUAUCAGUCGGUGUCGAUCACGCUCGUCGUGGUGAUAUUCGUCAUCAGUCCGAUUUUGGUGCUCAUGAUUCGAGUAGCGACCAGCACGAUACAGAACUAUUCGACCAAACUGAUGGCUCGCACGAUGGAGCUGCGGAUGGAGAAGGGUAAAUCUGACCGACUGCUUUACCAGAUGCUGCCACCGGCCGUGGUGAAGCAACUGAAGCAGCAGCGUCAAGUUCCGGCGGAAACGUUCGAUACCGUGACCAUCUUUUUCAGCGACAUCGUAGGCUUCACGGACAUUUCAGCCAGCAGCAGCGCGAUGGAGGUGGUGAUCAUGCUGAACACUCUCUAUCGACUGUUUGACUCGAUCAUUCUCAAGUACGAUGUGUACAAGGUGGAAACGAUCGGGGAUGCAUACAUGGUGGUGUCCGGUUUGCCACAGCGCAACGGGGACCGCCAUGCCGGUGAAAUUGCCAUGAUGUCGUUGGAUCUGAUAUGCGGUAUUUCGGGCUUCAGUAUACCGCACAUGAAUAAUCGAACACUAGAAAUACGCGUGGGCAUCAACACUGGGUCGUGCGUAGCAGGAGUCGUCGGUACCACUAUGCCCAGAUAUUGCCUGUUCGGAGAUACAAUCAACACGGCGUCGCGGAUGGAAUCAACUGGAGAACCAAUGAAAAUUCACAUCUCGGAAACUACCAAAGAGAUGCUGGACAAACUUGGAGGAUUCAAAAUUACACGACGUGGUACUGUGGAUGUAAAGGGCAAAGGCACCAUGGAGACAUUUUGGUUGACAGGACACUCACUUUACGAACAUCUUACGCCCGACAUGCUGAUUCCAAUGUACAAGCAAAAUGUCGUCACUGAACCAGAUUUUCUUCAGAUAAUUUAA